Pediculus humanus corporis (human body louse) is the source of this 861-nucleotide messenger RNA. RefSeq names its product OTU domain-containing protein 6B, putative. Gene Ontology annotation, biological process: protein deubiquitination. Bases 1 to 861 code for a protein of 286 amino acids. Gene Ontology annotation, molecular function: cysteine-type deubiquitinase activity. The transcript is spliced from 2 exons. The record is from RefSeq and is a predicted model, not a curated record. NCBI's taxonomy places the organism in Eukaryota, Metazoa, Arthropoda, Insecta, Psocodea, Pediculidae.
AUGGAAGAGGAAAUUGAAGGCGAUCCCAUGGAAAUAUUGAUCAAGAAACACAAAAAAGAAAAGAAAGAACUUCAAAGUAAAAUUCAAAGUUUAAAAAAAAGUGCUGUCAAAGGGGAUAAGAAAAAAAAAAAAGAAGUUCAAGAAGAGAUUUUGACGCUUGAAAAUCAACUUUCAAAAAAACAUGAUGAAGAAAUUCAACAAAUGAAACUAAUAUCUAAUAAUCAAAAUCAAGAAAAUAAUCUCGAAAUUACUGAUAGUAAACCUGUCAAUAAAGUUUCGAAAGCUCAAAAAAGAAGAGAUAAAAAAGCAGCAGAGUUAAAAGAAAGAGAAAAAAGAAUUUUAGAACAGGAAGAAGAAAAUAAAACAGGUAGCAGAAGUAUAGAAACUGAAAAAAUUAAUGACGAAUUAAAAAAAAGAGGUUUAAUGAUUUAUAACAUAGAGGCUGAUGGUAACUGUUUGUACAAUGCUAUCGAUCAUCAAUUAAAAAUGAAAACCAAUUUUAAUUAUGGCGUUAAAGAACUUAGGAAAAAAACAAGCAAUCAUAUAAAAGAAAAUCAAUCUGAUUAUUUGCCAUUUUUAAGUAAUUCAAAUACAGGUGAAAUGAUGACGGAAAAAGACUUUAACGAAUAUUGCAACAACAUAGCCAACACAACCAAUUGGGGGGGACAGGUAGAAUUAAGAGCAUUGUCACAUGUAAUUAAAAAACCAAUCACAGUAAUUCAAGCUGAUGGUCCACCAUUAAUUAUGGGUGAAGAAUUUUUAGAUAAUAAUGACAGUCUAAUUAUUAGUUAUCAUAGACACAUGUAUAAACUGGGAGAACAUUACAACAGUGUUCAACCAUAUGAAGAAGAUGAUUUUUAA